Molecule: messenger RNA, 1299 nt
Organism: Aspergillus pseudoviridinutans
Lineage: Eukaryota; Fungi; Ascomycota; Eurotiomycetes; Eurotiales; Aspergillaceae
Product: MCT family MFS transporter
Exons: 5
Coding region: 1-1299 (432 amino acids)
Biological process (GO): transmembrane transport
Cellular component (GO): fungal-type vacuole membrane
Molecular function (GO): transmembrane transporter activity
Source: RefSeq, a predicted model, not a curated record
AUGAGCCAGGAAACGAUGAAUGACGGGGAGGAAACGACGCCAGCGUUGCAUCAAAAGAAAGCCUCGAAGGUGGAUGACUCUCACAGUGUGAGUCCUCCCCUGGAUGGAGGACUUCAGGCUUGGAGUGUGGUGGCCGGAUCAUUCCUGUGUCUUUUUGUCAGUUUUGGCUGGGUGAAUUGCAUUGGCCUAUUUCAGACAUAUUACGAGACCAACCAGCUGAAAGGGUAUUCCGCCAGCACAAUUGCAUGGAUCACGUCUUUCGAGGUCUUUAUCAUGUUCCUAGGGGGUCCCAUCCUAGGUAAAAUCUGCGAUGUGCAUGGCCCCCGGUAUCCGCUAUUCAUCGGGACGUCCAUGCACGUGUUCGGACUUAUGAUGACCUCGCUUUGCAAGGAAUAUUACCAGUUCCUGUUGGCGCAGGGGAUCUGUAGCAGCAUCGGGGCCAGUUGUAUUUUUUACGCCGCCCUCGGAGCCACAAGCACAUGGUUCAGUCGAAAGGCCGGACUGGCCAUCGGCAUCGUCGCCAGCGGGUCCAGUUUAGGCGGCGUCGUCUUUCCCAUCAUGAUCAACAAGCUCCUGCCAGAGAUUGGCUUUGCGUGGACCAUGCGCACCUCCGCGUUCAUCAUCCUCGGCCUUCUGGCCGUUGCCAAUGUCACCGUCCGGACUCGUCUGCCACCUAAUCCCAAGCCAGGCAGCCCAAAGGACCUGGUGAUGCCGUUCACGGAGCCCCUGUUCUGUCUCACUGCCAUGGGGGCAUUCCUGUUUUCGUUCGGUCUCUUUCCGCCCAUCAAUUAUGUGAUUUCCGAAGCAAUCUACCGGGGCAUGGGCUACGAUCUAGCGUUGUACAUGCUGCCCAUCCUCAACGGCGCAAGUUUAUUCGGCCGGAUCAUUCCCGGCGCGCUAGGCGACAAAGUGGGCCGCUAUAACUGCAUGGUCAUCAUGACCGGGCUGACAGCCGUUGUGGUCCUGGCCAUCUGGAUCCCCGUCACCACCAACGCCGGCAUCAUCCUCUUCGCUGCGGCCUUUGGGCUGACAUCUGGCGCCUUCAUCUCCCUGGCUCCGGCUCUGAUCACGCAGAUCUCCGAUGUAUCCAAGGUCGGAGUGCGGAUCGGCGCCAUGUACGCAGUGACCUCUGUCGCCAAUCUCACUAGUAAUCCUAUCGGCGGGGGACUGAUCUCCGCCUGGGAUGGGAGGUACACAGGGCUGAUGGUGUUUUGUGGUGUGGUGGAAGCAGCUGGAAUGUUGUUCUUCCUUGCUGCGCGGAUUUACCAGACGGGAUUUCGGGUGGCUGUUGUGGUGUGA